This is a messenger RNA of Bufo bufo (common toad), 2767 nucleotides long. RefSeq names its product gastrula zinc finger protein XlCGF26.1-like. The annotation marks the transcript as partial. The transcript has 2 exons. Gene Ontology annotation, cellular component: nucleus. Gene Ontology annotation, molecular function: DNA-binding transcription factor activity, RNA polymerase II-specific; RNA polymerase II transcription regulatory region sequence-specific DNA binding. Gene Ontology annotation, biological process: regulation of transcription by RNA polymerase II. Lineage: Eukaryota; Metazoa; Chordata; Amphibia; Anura; Bufonidae. The record is from RefSeq and is a predicted model, not a curated record.
GAUGAGGAAUACAAGGAGGAGAUCCCUACAGAUAAGAGCCCAGAUGACUGUACUGGGCGCUUGGAGAAGCAUCUCAUAUCUACAUAUUAUAAUGCAGAUGAUCCAUGUGUCAUAUUAGAUACAUAUGAAGAGCGUGCCAUUAUCCCAGAUGUACCCUCAGACCUUCACAGCAAAAAUCUAUCAUCUCAUCCUUUAAAACAAGUCCAAUCUUCUAAUUCAUCACAUACUCUUACUCAGAAUGAAACUCGCAGAAGAUGUUCUGGAACCCAAAGAGCUCGGAGAAAGCCGUAUUCAUGCUCAGAAUGUGGCAAAUAUUUUACUUGGAAAUCAGGCCUUCUUCAACAUCAAAUUCAUCACACAGGGGAGAAGCUGUAUUCAUGUUCAGACUGUGGGAAAUGUUUUACUAGUAAAACACAAAUUGAAAACCAUCAGAGAAUGCACACAGGAGAGAAGCCAUUUUUAUGUUCAGAAUGUGGAAAGUAUUUUACGAAUAAAGCAUAUCUUAAAACCCAUCAGCGAAUUCACACAGGAGAGAAGCCGUUUUCAUGUUCAGAAUGUGGAAAAUGUUUUACGAAUAAAACACAACUUGAAACCCAUCAGCGAAUUCACACAGGAGAGAAGCCGUUUCCAUGUUCAGAAUGUGGAAAAUGUUUUACUAGAAAAUCACAUCUUGAUAACCAUCAUAGAAUUCACACAGGAGAGAAGCCGUUUUCAUGUUCAGAAUGUGGAAAAUGUUUUACGAAUAAAACACAACUUGAAACUCAUCAGCGAAUUCACACAGGAGAGAAGCCGUUUUCAUGUUCAGAAUGUAGGAAAUCUUUUACUGGGAAAUCUAAUCUUGAGAGCCAUCAUAGAAUUCACACAGGAGAGAAGCCGUUUUUGUGUUCAGAAUGUGCGAAAUCUUUUACUAGAAAGUCAGCUCUUCUUCUACAUCAAAGAAGUCACAAAGCAGAGAAGCCGUAUUCAUGUUCAGAAUGUGGAAAAUCUUUUACUCAGAAAGCACAUCUUCUGAGCCACCAGAGCAUUCACACAGGGGACAAGCCGUAUUCAUGUUCAGAAUGUAGGAAAUCUUUUACUGAGAAAUCUAAUCUUGCGAGACAUCAGAGAAUUCACACAGGAGAGAACACGUUUUCGUGUUCAGAAUGUGGCAAAUGUUUUACUCGUAAAUCAUUUCUUGCAAGCCAUCAUAGAAUUCACACAGGAGAGAAGCCGUUUUCAUGUUCAGAAUGUGGUAAAUCUUUUACUCGGAAAUUUCAACUUCAGAGCCACCAGAGCAUUCACACAGGGGACAAGCCGUAUUCAUGUUCAGAAUGUAGGAAAUCUUUUACUGAGAAAUCAAGUCUUAAGACACAUCGGCAAAUUCACACAUUGGAGAAGCUGUAUUCAUGUUCAGAAUGUGGCAAAUGUUUUACUCAUAAAUCAUCUCUAAAGAGCCAUCAUAGAAUUCACACAGGAGAGAAGCCGUUUUCAUGUUCAGAAUGUGGAAAAGGUUUCACUCAGAAAUCAUCUCUAAAUCGCCACCAGAGCAUUCACACAGGGGACAAGCCGUAUUCAUGUUCAGAAUGUAGGAAAUCUUUUACUGAGAAAUCAAGUCUUGAGAGACAUCAGAGAAUUCACACAGGAGAGAACACGUUUUCGUGUUCAGAAUGUGGCAAAUGUUUUACUCAAAAAUCAUCUCUUGUUAAACAUCAUAGAAUUCACACAGUGAACAACUAAUUCUAAAUCCUUCCUGUAAAAUAUUUAGACCAACCUAUAAGAAAAACUAACUCACAUUGUAUGUAUAGAUAACACUGGGGUCUAGUAUACUAUACCGAGCCAACAAACGAACCAAACCAAUUACCCCAAAAAGAUGAGAAAACGCACAUAUAAAAUAUAUGUAAUUUAUUGAGACAUAAUCAAAUGACAAAAUUAGAAUAACAUAAGGCACAAGGGUAGAGGAGGGUGGGGGGCCCCCAUGUGACAGGGUCAAAAACAACCUCCCUCACAAAAACCCAACUGACAGGGAGAGAAGGGUCACAGCCCUGGGUGUAAAACCGCAUAGAUAUGGGGGAACUGUAGGUUCACCCAAAGUAACAUAUAAUGGUAAGUGUGCUGCAUGCAUAUACAAGGUAAAUAUGGUCACACAUAGCCGACUUGCCCACCCUGGAUAACUGGGAUGGCCGCAUAAAGAUGCAGGUAGCCAAGUGACAUAAGUAAGGCAGGGCAAGAGUGCUAAGUGCAAGCAGUGACCUUUAAAGUAACAAACUAACCAAAGCAUGACAACAAAUCAAGAUUUACAGGAGGCACCAUCAUCUGCCAGCAAGACACCUCUACAUCUGUGCCGCCAAUCACAACAUUUUCCACAAAAACAUCUGUGUCCAAAUGUUGAUAUUUUUGUCAAGCUGGUCAAACUUGAUUUUAAACAGCUGGCGGGCUAUUAUGGCCAUAAGAAUUUGACUUAUGACCAACAUCGGGCUAUUAAAGAACUCUGUGAUUUGAAGGAUAUUGUGAUCAAACCUGCGGAUAAAGGGGUAAAUGUUGUGAUCUGGCCUGCACAGAUGUAUGAAAAAGAAGCAUUUAGAUAGCUGGGAGAUAAGGACUUCUAUAGACGUCUAGAUAGCAAUCCCACCACCAGGUUUAAGGCUGAAUUAGAUCAUAUUCUAGACUCCGGGGUAGAAAAUAACAUUCUGCCAGCACGACUUAAGGAGGGCCUGGUGGUGGAUCAUCCAGUGACUCCCACCCUGUAUUUGCUGCCCAAAAUCCACAAACAAUUACAACCCCCCCCCCG